Capra hircus (goat) is the source of this 3105-nucleotide messenger RNA. It is a transcript of the gene ZSCAN31, whose product is annotated as zinc finger and SCAN domain containing 31. The transcript is spliced from 4 exons. The record is from RefSeq and is a predicted model, not a curated record. NCBI's taxonomy places the organism in Eukaryota, Metazoa, Chordata, Mammalia, Artiodactyla, Bovidae. The coding region runs from base 363 to 1670 and encodes 435 amino acids. Gene Ontology annotation, molecular function: RNA polymerase II cis-regulatory region sequence-specific DNA binding; DNA-binding transcription factor activity, RNA polymerase II-specific. Gene Ontology annotation, biological process: regulation of transcription by RNA polymerase II.
UCUGAGUGACGCUGCCUGCGCGGCGGACCUGGAGCUCCCGCGAUCCCGAAGGUGAGUCUCAGGCACUGCGUUCCGACUCGCCCGCCCCAGGAAGAUUAAGAUCGGUGCCUGGGAGUAGGUGAGGAGAGGACGUCUGCGCGGGCGUGGCCCCCGCCGGCCUCUCGUGAUCACCUGGACACACGCCUCGGAAGGAGGUCCCGCCCCUGCCCCCGCCCGGGUCGUGGGAGAAGACCCCCUUGUGGAGGCGGAGCUUUGUAACCAGACCCGAGGUGCGUCCUUCUGAAGAAGAUUAAAUCAGAGGAUCUUAAAUCAGUUACACUUCCACCCCAGGCUGGAUUGAGCCCUUCUAAAUUAAUCCCAGAAUGGCUUCAGCAGGGGAACAGGAGGGAUUUAAGAUUGUGAAGGUGAAGGAAGACCCUAUCUGGGACCAAGAAACCUACCUUCGAGAGAACAACUUUUCUGGCCAGGAAGCCUCCUGCCAACUUUUUAGACACUUUUGUUACCAAGAGACUCCUGGUCCCCGAGAAGCACUGAGCCGGCUUCGGGAACUCUGUCAUCAGUGGCUGAGGCCAGACACACAUACCAAGGAGCAAAUCCUGGAGCUCCUGGUCCUCGAGCAGUUCCUGACCAUCCUGCCUGAGGAGCUCCAGGCCUGGGUAUGCGAGCACCAUCCCGAGAGUGGGGAGGAGGCAGUGGCUGCAGUUGAAGACCUGGAGCGAGAACUCAGUGAACCAGAGAACCAGGCCCCAGAUUGUGAACAUGGACUUGCCGAAAUGCUCUCAGGGGAUGCAGUGCAUUUGAAGGCCAAGCAAGAAUCAACAGCUUUCCAGCUUCAGUCCAUGGUGACGCAGCUCAAAUGUGAAUCUUUUGGGCUCCACAAAUUUGAAGAACAAGAUGGUGAAACUGUACUUAAAAACCAGGACUUGACAUCAAAACAGGAAGUCUUAAAAGAAAUGGGACAUUUUGAGAAUAGCAGGCUCCAAAGAGAUAUUCCUUUAGAUUCUAAAUAUAGAGAAAUGUGUAAACAUGAGAGCAGGGCAGAAAAACAGAGCGGACAGCCCACUGGAGAGAGACGUCACAGGUGCAAUGAGUGUGGGAAAAGCUUUACUCAGAGUUCAGUUCUCAUUCAGCACCAGAGAAUCCACACUGGGGAGAAGCCAUAUGAAUGUGAAGAAUGUGGAAAGACCUUCAGCCAGAGGUCGGGCCUGAUUGAACAUCAGCGGAGCCACACUGGAGAGAAACCCUAUCAAUGUAAAGACUGCGGGAAAGCCUUUAGCGCCAGCAAUGGCCUCAUUAGACACAGAAGGAUCCACACAGGGGAAAAACCAUAUGAAUGUGAAGAGUGUGGGAAAACCUUCCGCCUGAGCUCGUACCUUGUUCAGCAUCAGAGGAUACACACUGGAGAGAAGCGCUAUCACUGUAAUGAGUGUGGGAAAGCCUUCAGCCAGAAUGCCGGGCUUUUCCAGCAUCUCCGAAUCCACACUGGUGAGAAACCCUAUCAGUGCAGUCAGUGCAGUAAAAGCUUUAGUAGGCGAACGCUCCUUAUAAAACAUCAGAGAAGCCACACUGGAGAGAGACCGUAUGAGUGUGAUGAGUGUGGGAAAGCUUUCAGUCAUCAUUGCAACCUCAUUAGGCAUUUUAGAAUCCAUACUGUUGUCAAACUGGACUAAACUAACCCUAUGAACCACCAGGGCCCUUCAGUGAGGUGAUUCUCAGGAAAGUAAGAUAUUCAAAUGGCUUAUUUUACUCUUAUGAAAUUUAUUUGCUUUGGAAUGCAUGACUUUUUUGCAGACCAUGUGCUGCUGUCUCCUGAGUGGAUGACUGUGGGUGUGAGCAUGUGGGCACUUGCUUCGCAGCUUCCUUCUUCCCUAUCCCUUGGUUCAUUUCUAACAAUUUCCCUUAAAGCAACCAAAUCUUACCUGGGAAUAAAUUGGUAUGUAGGGGCCAUUAUUGAGUAAUACUUAAUAUUGAUCAACUCUAAAUGACUAGCAUUUGUGUAUAUACCCAAAGGAUAUUCAGAGGUGAGUUUUUUGUUUGUUUGUUUUUGUUUUUUUGUAAAAGUAACAUUUUAAAUGCAAUAAGGUUUGGGGGAAUAAGAAUUGUUCCUAUUCCCAUAGAAAAAUCAUUAUCAUGUCAACAAUCUCCCCAGGAAUGUAAUGGAUAUUCUCUUUAAUACUUUCAUCAGAAUGGUUGGCAAACUUAUUUACUAAGCAGCAUUACCCCUGGUGUGAGGUGUAUAGAUUUGAUGGUUUAGGAAUCCAUGUCCCAUUUUGAUAUUGAACUCCAAAUUCUCAGUGCAGGUCAUUACUAUAUUUAAGGUUCCCAUUUUUGUUAUAAAUAAUGAAUCAGAUGAUACUUUAAGACCUUUGUGGAACUUCCCUGGUGGCCCAGUGAUUAAGACUCUACACUCCUAAUGCAGGAGGCACAGGCUAGAUUCCUGGUCAGGGAACUAAGAUCCCACAUGCCAUGUGAUGAGGCCAGUAAUAAUAAACCCUUUGCAAUGUGCCUGUUUUAUUGAUAGCCUUUUCUGUCACAGGCUUUAGAAGUUUAACCGUGUGGAAGGCCACUGUAAGCAGCAGCAGAGCAGCGUCAUUGAGAUUAUAAAGAAAUGGAGCCUCUGGCCUCAGGCAGCUUACGCUUAACUGGGGAGACCAGCAGGUUCAAGCCAUUUAUUGCCAGGGUUAAACACAGUACCUGCUUCUCCAUCUGUAAGCUCUGUGACCUUGGGCAGUUUAAUUAAAUGUCCCUAUUCUACAGUCUCCCUACCUAUAAAUUUAAUAGGGGGUAAGAGUACCCUUCUCAUAGGAUACAUGAGAUUAAUACAGACUUGUAAAGCACUGAAAAUAUAACUCAAUAAAUGUACACUGUGAUUUACCUAAGAAAUAAUACCAUCUAAUGAAUGUAGGUGGAAUUUUAAGUAUCCUGUUUGAACUAAAUGGAAUGGUAAAUGCCUCUACUGACAAUCUCAUUAUACUUUUCUCCACUGUCAAAAUGUUUAUCAGAAUUUCAAAAGAAAGGAACUAUAAGUUCAACUUAAAAAUAUACCGUGCUAAGCAUGUCUUCAAAGUUUGUUUUUAGAAAGUUAAAGAAGGCUAUAUAUGUAUG